ACGGAUUGAUUCCAUGUGGCAAAGCCCCCCCUGGCCUGCAGGAGCAGGAGAGAUCCGCAGUGAGUGCGAGCUGUGUCCCACACUGCUCCUGGCAGCCUCUCCCCUCUCUGGACCCGCUGGCUCGCACCCCGGCACUGCUGGCCAUGACCGUGGCCACCGUGACCACCACGGUGGUGGCCCUGGACAUGGCCCUGGACUCCUUCGAUGACCAGUACCGGGGCUGCCGACACGCCAUGACCCAGCUGCUGCCGGCCCUCGAGCACUCUGAGUUCCAGAAGAAUCCUCAGUUGGCCCGGCUCUGGGUGGAGGCCGCGGAGCGGUGGCAGAGGCGGGGACCCCCCGUGACCCCUCUGUCCCCAGCGCAGGCCAUCGCCCUCAUGACCUACACCACCAAGGACGUGUCCAAGGAGUUCAACGCGGCCGUGCGCGUGGCCGGGCGCUCCCGCCGGGAAUACCGCCACAACUUCCACUUCAAGGCGCUGCAUUUCCUGCUGACCGACGCCCUGGCCACGCUGAGGGACGCUCGGGGCCCGCGCUGUCACCACGUGUUCCGGGGGGUGCGCGGGCUCCGGUUCCAGGCGCGGCCCGGCGACACCGUCCGCUUCGGCCGAUUCACGUCGACGUCGCUGCGGAAAGAGAUUGCUCAGCAAUUUGGGACGGACACGGUGUUCCAGGUGCAGACGUGUCAGGGCGUGGACAUCCGGGAGUUCUCCUCCUCUCCCGGCGAGGAGGAGGUGCUGAUCCCGCCCUUCGAGACCUUCAGGAUCACCGGGGUCAGCCAGGAAGGGGACAGGGCACAGAUCCAGCUCCGCUCCACCGGGACCUUCAGCAAAUACAGCUGCGAGUGGCUGCGACGUGGGAGCAUCCCCAGGGCCCCCUCCCACCCCAGGGGGCUCCUCCUGGCCACCACAGCCCUGGCAGUGGCCACCAGGAUCAUCAGAGCCACGGGGCAACCAAGGUCACCGUGGUCUCCACCAGCACCGAGGCCACCAGGACCCCCAGAGAAAUGAGGCCACCAAGGCUACCGAGGCCACCGCUGCUGUUAUGACGACCGUGUCCACUACGGCCACCGUGAGGCCACUGUUGCCACCACUG
Messenger RNA from Hirundo rustica (Barn swallow), 1095 nucleotides. Its product is annotated as GPI-linked NAD(P)(+)--arginine ADP-ribosyltransferase 1-like. The transcript has 3 exons. The record is from RefSeq and is a predicted model, not a curated record. Bases 144 to 1010 code for a protein of 288 amino acids. Gene Ontology annotation, molecular function: NAD+ poly-ADP-ribosyltransferase activity; NAD+-protein-arginine ADP-ribosyltransferase activity. NCBI's taxonomy places the organism in Eukaryota, Metazoa, Chordata, Aves, Passeriformes, Hirundinidae.